Lates calcarifer (barramundi perch) is the source of this 12947-nucleotide messenger RNA. It is a transcript of the gene ferd3l, whose product is annotated as fer3-like protein. Gene Ontology annotation, molecular function: protein dimerization activity; DNA-binding transcription factor activity, RNA polymerase II-specific; RNA polymerase II transcription regulatory region sequence-specific DNA binding. Bases 12043 to 12519 code for a protein of 158 amino acids. The record is from RefSeq and is a predicted model, not a curated record. The transcript has a single exon. Lineage: Eukaryota; Metazoa; Chordata; Actinopteri; Centropomidae. Gene Ontology annotation, biological process: developmental process; regulation of transcription by RNA polymerase II.
UUUUUCAGGCAGAUUCCCUCCCACAACAAACUUUUUAAUACUCACCAGUAGGUGUCAAGUGAUAAAGCGUUGAGAGACAGCUCUAAAGAUCUUUCUGUUUUCUUUACCCCCCCCCCCACCAUCGCCUUUCAGUGGGGAGUCUAAUUAGCUGUGAGGUGCUAAGUGUUGGAGAGCUUAUCAGGAGCUGCCUAAAGAGGACAGAUAAGGAGCUGCAAUUAACUUGGCUCAUCUUCAUUUGUCACACCUAAUCAUUAUAUUUCUGUCAGCGACAUGAGAUGCCCCAUUGGCAUUUCUGUGUGUUCUGUGUUGUUUAUAUCCAACUACACUUGCUGUUUUCCAGGAAAGAUUGAGGCUAAACCAGCCAGUUUUGUCUAUUAAGAAAUAAUGGUACCCCUUUCUAAUAAGGUGCACCCUUUUAGAGGGUACAAGUUGUGACUCAUGGCUUUAUCAAUUGUUAAUGAAUCAUUUGCAAAUACUUUACGCACCAGUUCAACUAAGAACAACUUUGGACUGGCUGUGAUGUGAAAAAUUCAUUUGACCUGUUGGGCUGUUGAGCUGCAGAUGAUUAGAGAAUGAGAAACCCCAAAGUAUUUAUAAAAUGAACUGUUUUUGGAAAUUCACACAUUCACUUUCUUACUGAGAUGAGAAGAUUGACAUCACUUUCAUGUCUGUAUGAAUGUCUGCUUGUUUGGUGAAUGUGAAGCUACUGCCAGAUGCCAGUUAGCUUAGCAUAAAGAAUGGAAAUGGGGAAAUGGCUAGUCCCCCCCCCCCCCCUCUCUCUCCUUCUUAACCCAACCGGUCGAGGCAGAUGGCUGCCCACCCUGAGUCCGGUUCUGCUCGAGAUUUCUGCCUCUUAAAAGGAAGUUUUUCCUUGCCACUGUCGCCUAGUGCUGCUCAUGGUGGGAUUUCUCUGUAAAUACCUAUUUCAAAGAGUAUGGUCUAGACCUGCUCUGUAUGAAAAGUGCCUUGAGAUGACUUUUGUUGUGAUAUGGCGCUAUGUAAAUAAAACUGAAUUGAACUGAAUUGGAAAAAAAAAAUCCACCUACCAGCACAUCCAAAGCUCAUUUAAUAACAUAUCUUGUUUGUCCAAUCCAUCCAGAAACUUCAGUCUAAAUAUAACAGUACUAACUGAUACUUACUGGAGUAUUUCUUGGCCUAGGCCGGUUACUUAUUGGAGUUUCUGCUGGUUGCCUGGCAACUGAUCCAGCAAAUACAGGAUUUCUAUUUUUACUUUAUUAAAUCCUGAGAUUAAUCAUCUCAUCAUUUUUACAAAUUGACAACCGGAUGUUGGUUCUCAAUAAUAAUAAUAAUCCUGCUUCCAGCUGAAGUACACGCCGAAACAAGAGGAGCGCACACACAAAAAUAAACAUAAAAGCUCAUGUUACACAUACUUUAGCCUCCUGCAGAAUAACAUUAGCUCCAUUUAGAGCUUUUUUUUUUUUUUUUUUUUUUUUUUUUUUACAAUCUGAUGUACUUGUAAACACAGCCAUUACAAAUCGCUCCCAGUGUUGCCAGAAAGGAAAGCUCUGAAUGACCUCAAAUUGUGCAACCUCCACUGUUUGAACUGUACAAAUACACAAAACACUUAGCACUUGUAAUCUCGAGAUGGAGAGAUUUAGAAACAACGAUAUGAAAAGUUCAAGCGAUGGUUCGCUGUAAUUUGUCCCGUUCCGACCUCCCUCUUUGCCUUUAUCGCUCUCAUUUGCUUAGAAUUCAGCCCCAGUCCUUGUGCACAUCUCUUGCACCUGUGUGCCCCCCACCCCACCUCCGUCGACGCUCAUUUAUCUUACCGUUCCUCCUAUCACUCCCUCACGCUGACUCGUCCUCUUCCCCCUAUCCUGCUUUCCCUCUCCUCCUCCUACUUGUCUCCCAGAUUUAUAGGAGGCGGUGUGCAGUUCAGACACAUUCCACUUCUGACAACCACCCCUCCGCCCCCACCUCCUGCCACUGGACUCUCAUAUCUAGGCACGGCCGUUUAUCUUCAUAAUCCUCCGACAGAGAGAAGAAGAGGGAGGGUUAGAGAGAUGAGACAAUAGGAGGAGUGUUGUUUUUGUUGAGCAGGCCAGACUAUCUUUUCAUACACCUCUGUCUCCCUCUUGCUGCCUCAAUAGGAGUGGUCUCUCUAAUGUGUGUGUGUCUGUUUGUGUGUGUGUGUGUGUAUGUAUAGGGCUAGCUGUGGGGUCCCUAUCUCCUGUGUCAAAGUUUCCAGGCCUGCAUGGCGGCUCCUACAUGAAAGAACCUGUGGAGUCUUUAUGGAGAACAAACGGCGCCCUGACGCAAUGCUCCAGGUUCAGGACACACACACACACACGCAUGCGCGCAACGACCCAUGCCACACACUCGCUGGCUCGCUCGCUCAUUCACUCAUGCAGACACACCACAUCCACAAACCCGCAAUCCACAAAUCCCCAUCCUUGCACACCCCCGUUGGCCAGGCCUAAUUAGUUAUGUGGUCGGCACUCUGCUCUAUCCCAGAGCCCCAAAUGGCAGCAGGUCAUAAAACCUUAAGUGUUCCACCAGUCAGAGCUGUGCAACUGUGGCCAUAUAUCCUCCAACACAGUCCAGGGCUAGACUGAGUCGUAUCAAAGCCCAUCUCUCACAGGCCUACUGACAUCCAUGAAAUCCCUUUAUGGCAUUUUCAAAGACAUUUCUGAGAGAUUUUUGGCACUUUAGCUUUGCAUCUCUGUUUUUCAUGCUCCCUCAGGUAGGCAAAUAGCCCGUGCUCACACAGAGACAGACUGACUCAAGCAUUUAACUCUUUCCCAAGGGAUCAAUGUCUGCACACACACACACACACAUACACAAGCACACAUACACGCACACUAUUAACCCCAAAAAUAAACGUUACUUUUGGUUGGUGAGCUGGAUUCCCAUAGCUAGUUUGUUUCCUUGGCAGCCGACACCCACCGCCCUGUCCCCAGUUGCCCUGGCGACAACAGACGGGUGUUUCCUGUGACACCAUUUUGCUCAAGGGAAUUGUGUAUGGGUCUAUAUAUGUGUAUGUGUGUGUUUGUCCAAUUUCACACUCAUUAUUUUGGGGAUUCCUCGGGGAGUCAUCAGUGAAUGGGUUAAUGAAACAUCUGAAUAGAUAAGAUCAGAUAUUUAGGAUCAUUUCAGUCCAGUGAUCACCUGAAGAUUUGAUUUUCUGGCUUUUUCUUCUCUGCUUGUCUGGGUGUCACAUUCUGCAUGUGAACAGAGACAGAAAAUAACAAAAGACAAAAAAUGUGAACUUUUCCUUUAAAUUUGAAAUUACUUAAUUCAGUUUCAACAAUACCUUUCUCUCAGAGGACAGGUCAGAUUGCCAAGAAUUUUAUUGCUUUUUGCUGCUUAUAAUUGUUCAGUUUUACAGCAUUUUUUUGUAACACAUUGCAUGAUGAUCAUUUCUGUAUGUUUACAUCUCGUGCUCAGUUGAAAUAUUUUCAAAUCACUCAAAUGUAGCAUGCAUCGUGUGUUUUCUCUGUUAUUACCAAAUAAUAUUUUUCCAGGUUCAGGAAGCAUUUUUUCUCUGACUUUUUCAUACAGUUUGAAAUAUUUCUUUUUUUGUGUGUUCCUGCCUACUUGUAUUUGUGUGAGUGUGUUUGUGUGUGUGUGUGUGUGUGUGUGUGUGUGUGUGUGUGUGUUUGUGCUCUGCCCUGGUCAGCCAGCCCAGUGAGAUUAAUAGGGCUCAGUGUAAUCAGGAGGUAAUGGGAGGCUCAUAGGCGUCUAGACAGUGUUCAGACCGAACCAUAACUCCUACACCCAAAACACGGGGGAAAUGUGGCAGGGAAAGGACAAAAGGUAAAAAAAAAAAGAAGAAAGAAAUAAGAAAGGAAGAAAAAAAAUAACUUGGUUUUAAUCUUAGCUGUACACAGUUAUUAUGAUAGUAACAUCAUCUGCAGGCACGACACUAAUAAAGAAUGAGGCCAACUCAUAGACAUGAAUGUGAAAGCGAGUGUAGUGAUUUAUGGUGGAACAACAAGCCAAUGUAAAAAAUGUAUUUUUAUCACUCCCUAUACCUUUUGCGUAUAAAUCGAGAGGAAAGUAGAAAUGUGGAGAGGAGUACUGAGAGGUGGGGUAAGGAGAGGAACACACACAGCAUAUCAUCAGACUUUCAACCACAACCUCCCAAAACCACAGAAAAAUAAAUAAGCCAAGAGGGAAAAAAAAAAAAAACUUCUGGGUCUGGAAAAAAUGAUCUCAUGUUUAGUCAUGUAGCUUUACAGGACAAUACCCAGGACACAACUAAAUAUUUUAUUAUUAUAAUUUUAUGACAACCUUGUCAAACUGCAGAGCAGGGCUGAAGGUAUCCGUGUAGGAAAGAGGGCACGAUAGAGAGAGAAAGAGAAAUAAGGAGGAGAGGGAGGGAUGAAAAGAAAGCGAAACCUGGGUGGCCAAUACUGGUGAUGAUGUGUACAUUAGAGCUGAUUGCUGGAAAAGCACUUAUAAAGUCAUUGACAAGAAGAUGAAAAGAAACUCCCCUGAUCAGUGAACCAUCCACUGACUCUGGCAAGCAAGCUAAUUUGAAUUUCCAAAGACUAUAUAUGACAAAUAUGUUAAACAUAAAAAGAAAGAUACAAAAUUUUCCUCAGUGAGUUUAGAUAUCAGUGCCUAAAGACAGCAGCAUUCACUGAAGGCAGCUUUGAGAGCUCAUUAUUAACAUGUUGAAACACAGUCAGAGAGAUUAAGCACUUGUCAAGAAUCAAAUUUGAUAAGAGUUAAAGGUGUUAUACGUAAGUAUUUUAGAUUAAUACUUUCAGACAUUAACUAAAAUUAUCAAGAGAAUGUGAAGAAAUAACAGUUUUGACAUUAUGUUCAAGACAUGUGGGAAUUAUGUUGCAGAAAUAUCUAAUAGCUAGCCCUGGCCCGGCCUGUCUUAUCUCAGGAUGCCACUUUGUACCUCAAGAGGCAAUAGUGAGUCACUGUAGUGUCCAGUCUGCCCUCAGUCCAAUGUGAGAGGAUGAAGGUGUAAUGUGGCCCAGAGGACAUACUUCAACCUCUUGUUCAGUGAGUCGUUGAAUGAAACAGUAAAUGCAAGAAUACCUGCGAUCAUUAUCACUACUGCCACCUGCUGGUAAGUGAACAGCUGUUGGCUAUGCAGUGUUAGCAAAAACGUACAUAUAGCACCUACAGUAUAUACCUGUUGAGGGUAUAAGUAUGAAAUUACAGCCACUGUUUUUUGGGGGUAAUCAGUGCAACGUGGGGAAUGAAUUGUGCCACAGGUGCACCAUGAGCAACUAUACAGCAUCUACAUUUUGUAAUAAGUCUAAAUGCUAUAGUAAGUGUACAUGUCAGUGUCAUGUGCUGGAGGGGGUUUUUCUAAGUCUUGUAAUUCUCCAAAUCACUUGCUUCACUUUCAUUUUGAAGCUCUAUGGCAGAUGCAAGCACAUUCUUUAAAGAUGAUAUGCCAAGCUUGUUUCCCAAGAAAUUGCAGAGAAUUUCAGAGGUACUGGAAUUCAGCAAGUCCCAAUUCCAGUUACUGGAUUCUAUGAAUUAGCUGUACAGAAAGUUUAAGGCUAACAAUAUCUGGCAGUGUAGUCAAUUUAAUGAUGAAAAAAAGUUAUGACUGAACUUUUAGGGCAGUUCAUAAAAUUUAUGAUGCGGUAGAAAGAAACGGUUCCAACAAAGAUCCAGCUUACUUUCAAAGCUUUCUGUCAACUGUCUUUAGCAGAUGGAGUUACUCAUUGAGAUGGUUGAGUUGUUAAUCAUGUGACCUGACUGUGGAAUUUGGUGGGGAAAGAUUGUAACCCCUGUCUCUGUUGAAGGAUGGGAAUAUGCAGAGAAAGGCCACAAGAUAUGGUAGAAACCUUUGGAAACAGCACAGAUUGUCUUGAGUUGAGAUUUUUUUUGUCAGUCGAGAAUUGGUUUCUGUUUGGAGAGUAGCUAUUGAAACUUCAUUUAUUUUCAUGCUCUUUGGCACCAUGAGCUGUUAAUGUUGUUUUUUCCUGAUUUUUAUGAGCUUCUCACAGAUUUAACAUUAAGCUCAUGAGUGAUUAUUUUAAUCCUGAACCACGAGUAACAAUAAUGCAUGAUUACAACUAAAGUUAUUGGGAUGCCAUUAGGUGCUGUGACUGCUUGUGAGGCUGAUGAUGCAAGCCUCCUUCCAGUACUGCCUAUCAUUCAGUAAUCCAGCUAAGAAGCUAAACAUUCAGUCAUUCAGAAGUUUUGUGUUUGUGAGAACUAGUGCAGUGCCUGUUCAAAAUGUGACUGUCUGCAUAGGGGCUGAUUGUGUUGCCUGCAUUGGUCAAGUCUUGGCAUGCAAAAUUACCCAUUACAGAAACAUAAGAACGGUACAGAGCCCCACUGGGAUCUUUGUGUAAAUGUGAAUAUCCUUUGGCUUUAGAAAUCUGUGCACAUGGUUUAUAAGAAAUGCUCACAGAUUCAUAGUCGCUGCCCUCAGAUUCAUAAAUUGUGCCCUAGGAUCCAUGUCCUCAAACAACUUGGUUUGCAUGUGAAAAGCACAGUAAAUACAAAGUUACACAAUGAAAGGGGUGAAACAUCCAAUGGCACACAGUUGAGUUCCGCCUUUCUUAAAACCUUGGCAUGUGUGUGCUGUAAAUUGUCCAGGUGCUGCACUGCCCUCAUAGUGUAGUUCCGCCUUUCUCUGCAUGUGAAGUAACAUGCAGGGAAGCAGCGUUUGAAGCUUUCUCGUGGAUUGCUCAUCCCCUCCAAAAAAAACUGCACAAGCAAUACACUGGCCAAGUUAGAAGUGGAUCAGAUGAGUGGUUGUCAAGAAAAUCAAAAUACAGUCAAGCAGAGAUUCCUCCAUUUAUAGUUAGAUUAGCAAUGUUUUUCUUCAGUGCCAACCAUAUUUUCCAACUCGUCUUUGUUCCUAAGUGGUUGUGGCACUGUGGUGAGAAGAAAAAAGUCACGUGUAAACAUAUUUUACAUAAAUUAUCUCAGUGUAAAGAGGAAAAAACACUGACUUAACAGAUUAUGACUUAGCCAAACAAACCCAGACAAACACACUUAAAGCCAAUUGGCCAACAAGGCUAAAGUGCUUAAACCAUGGCACUCCUAUUUUCAUCAUCAUUAUCAUCAUCAUCAAAGAGUUGUCAUCUCAGGCAAAUCAGGCAUCUCAACAUACACCACGGCUGAGAAUAUGACACUUAAAACAAAUGAAACAUGGCACCCUCAAAAUACACAGUAGAGAGUGGGUGACCUUCUUUCAGAAAAUAAACACAGACAUUACUCAGACAGAGCUGGAGGGGGUGGAGUGGGUUGAGGCAAGGUGCUGACAUGGGUAAGAGUGGGUGGGGGAGCCGUGCCAUGCAAUGAGAUUUUUGGUGUGGCGGUGGAGAGUGGGAGCUAAGAGGUUGGAUUAAGAGAAAGAGGCUAAUUCGGAAAGGAGGAGCUGAGGGCAGGCAGCGGUUUUGGCAAGUGGGAGGUGUAGGUUUGGAGGAAUCGGGAGGGGGGAGGCGAGCAAGGAGAUAUAUGAUGUGGUAUUGGGGUUUAUCCAACUUCCACACGCACGCACACGCACGAACCCUACCUUUUCACUGGCCACCCAGCUGUGUAAACACCCCACGACUGAGCGUUGGCUAAAGCGCCCAAGCCAAUCAGAGGGCGGGAUGCAGGGGAAGGUGGGACAAGUGAACCAAUGAGUCAGCUUCUGGGUGUGGAGAGAGACGGAAAGAAACAACUGAGAGAGUCAGAGUGACACAAUGAAGAAGAGGCAGAUAGGUCAGGAGUUAAACUCAUCUCCCUUACUCCCACUGUCUCCCACUCUGUGCCUGUGCCUCUUUCCCUCUCUCCAAUUUUCAAAAUUCCCUAUAAUAAUAUUUAUAAAACAGAAUACAGGAUUUCUUUCUCAUGCAUAUUCUGUUGCUGUUUAUGCAGUCAGUUUACAAUGACAUCAACUUUCUCACUGGGUGAAGUAAAGUAAGCUUUGUCACACUGGCUAAAUUGCUUUAUUUUCAUAAUUUGCAAAACAGUUAGGAAGUGAAGGAUGUAUCAGUCGGUAAGAGAAGAAAACAAGCAAAGAAAAUGAGGGAGGCGCGGAGAGAAACAGCUCGGUAAGGGAGAAAAACAGAGAAGGAGACAGAUUCAAGGAAAGAGAGAGAGAGGCUGAGAAAGAAAUAGAACGAGAGAAAAGUGUCCAGUUUCAGAUUUACAAUGGUAGUGGGAGAGAUUUGGCUGUGUUCUUAUAGCACACUGAGGACAGAGCCAGAGGAGGAGUAGGAAGACAGAUUUACAUGGUGAGAACAGCUCUGGCUGCUCUGGAGCAGCACACUGGACACGUACUGUUCUCUGGUGAUCUCUAUAUUAAUAAACUACUUCAGUGUUACCACACAAUACUUACAUAUUAAAAAUACAUAUUUCUUUCACAUUCAGUCCUCAUGUGAAAUUAGUGAAAUCAUGUUUCCCAACACGCAGGACUCAAAGUCCAUUCUUUCCAGGUAUUACUGUGGUAUUAUGGUGAUAUAUGGUCCCAAUAUCCAUGAGGGAUUCAUUGUCAAGAUGGUGUCUGUGCUAUGUGCUGUAAGAUAAUGCUUAUGAACUGAAGUGCCAGGCUGUCCUGCUGGGUGUCUUUGGUAGAUCCACUCUGUAGAAAUUAUAAGAUGAAGCUUCGUUUUCAUACUUUCAGAGUCUCUGUUAUCAAAAAUGUCAUUAAAAAUUUAAAUUACAACCUCUUUGCGAUUUUUAUUAGCCACAUUAGCUGCAAGGCUCUGGGGAUGCCACUGUCUGUCUGUUGGUCCAUCACUUUAGUGCAGACUGAAAUACCCCAUCAGAUAAAUUUGAUGGUCCCCAAAGGAUGAAUAAUAAUUUUGGCUGACUACUACUGACUUUUCAUCUAGCACCACCAGCAGGUCAAAGGUUCCACUUUUACAGUGGAACGGAUCAACACUGACAGCAUGAAUUGCCACAAAACUUUGCGCCGAAAUUCAUGGUUCCCAGAGGAUAACCCUUGCUGACUCUGGAGAUCCUCCGACUUUUCCUUCAGUGCAAUUAUGAGGUUGAUAUUUGCGAUUUUGAGUGAACUGUCGCCAUAAUUAUUGGAGAGUUAGUGUGCUAACACCAUAAGAUGGUGGCCAUGGUUAACAUUCUGCCUGCCAAACAUCAGCAUGGCAUUGUAAUUGAGAGCAUGUUAGCAUUUAGCCGAAAAUCCACUUGACUGAGUUGAACAUCCAGACUUCUUGACAAAAUUGGGGUUCUAAUGUUGGGGUUGUAUCUGUCAAACCCUCAAUGUUUACUUCCACAAACAUUUAGUCACACCACAAACUAUCAUUAAUUUCACUCUGUGUAACCAGUAAUAACAGAGCAGAGCAGGAAAUGUGCUGUAAUGAGCGCCUGUGUGAAGGUCUGUCCUGUGUGUUUCCACUCAGACAAAACUGGGAUAAACCCCUGUAGGUGUGUGUUUGUGUGUGUGUGUGUGUGUGUGUGUGUGUGUGUGUGUGUGUGUGUGUUUGCGUGCCUCUUUUGGGGUUUUACUCCUUAUUUAAGACCAAUAUUUACCCAGCAGCCCCAGGGUGAGAUUACCUCAUAUUCUCCCGCCCAGCUGUGCUUUCUCAGCGUUUCCACGACAACCGGCGGAAUGUCCCAUCAUGUUUAUCUGCCCGCCAGGGAAACAGAGAGGAGAGAGGAAGAAGUAACAGCGAAGGGAGAUGGAGAAGAUACACUUAAGCUGAAGUGUGUAUACAGGACGCUCACACUCGUGUGUAUAUGGAAUAAUCACAGAGGAAUGCAAAAGGAAGGAAAAAGACAGAGGCUCUCCAUUGGUUACUGAUGUGUUCACACAGAUGGGAGUGCAAUCAACAAGCUACACUUAAUUAAUGGUAUAUAACACACUACGUUUUUAUUGUAAGCAAAAAUAUGUUUUUUAUGUAGCAGGCAAAACUAAUCUACAAAAAAAUAAGGAAUGCUUGCCAGCUUAAAACUGUUGAUAGAAGUGUUCAAAACUCUUUAAAUAUUGUCAUAUAUGAUUACUAUUACAUUAUCAAGUAUCUAUAAUUUGUUUAAGCAUGAUGUUUCAUAGGAGGAGUUGUAGCUGUUGACAGUAAUAAACACUUAAAAAAUAUUGUGAUAUCUUGCUCGUAGCUACAUUAUAUUGUGUAAUAAACCGUUUAUUAGAAGAUCUUCUUCAUGGAAGACAUUUUGACAUGUUGCUGUAGGAAAAGCACAGGUUUAAAUACUUAAAUAGAUGAGGGCUGAGUUCCAUUUAGCUGCUUCAGUUUCAGGGUCCUUAGAUUGUACCUUCUGGCUCAUUGUCGCACUGUCAUUGCUUAGUGAGAUACUUGAAUGGGCCAGAGCCUUCACUGCAGAGCUUUUUCUACACACCUAUGGGCAGUUCAGCCCUGGCUGAACCAGGGUUUGAACCCAUAGCCUUCUUGCUGUGAGACGACGGUGCUAACCACUGCAUCAGACCAAUAUUAUUCAGAGACUAUCACUGUGAUAGAAUAUAAUGACCUAUCAACCAAAAUGAUCACAAUAUGAACAGAAACUUCAUUCAAACAGCAAAUCUCUGUUCUGGGAUCAUCUGUGACCUCUGACCUCCCAUGAGGGACAAACCAAAGGAGGACUUAUCCUCGGGGAUCAGCAUCUGACUGUACCUACUAAAGUUGAGUGCUUUGAAUUUUUCAUGGCAUUUGGAACAAUUCGUCAUCAUGAGUGGGCUUUAAAAACCACCAGCACUACUCUAGCUGAAUUCAGCAAAUUUUAGAACACAACACUCUCUCCUCCUUUUAACCACAAAAGUUGAGUUGUCCUUGAGUAAACUGUUUAACCCGAAAGCACCUAAAACUCAUGAUAAUUUUUCUGGACAGUCCUUGAGUCUGGAUUUGUGUAUGAAAUGUAACUUUUCCUGUUGCCUGUUUGGUCAUUACUUAAAUCAGUGUUUGUGUUCUUAGUCAAACUGCCUGAUUAAAAAUAUUAUGAGAUUAAAUCUGAAAAAUCUCUAUUGGAUAAAAUGAAAAGGAAGGAAAUUCUAUUUGGCAAGUCAAAUGUGGAAUUAGUGUCUCUCCACAUAACCUCAACAGCAACCCACACUGUAGACAUCUCCCAGUGUUUUUGGACACAGCACCUGGAUGAAACAGAUCUGCAUGUGUCCCUACAUUGUUCAGAUAGGCGCAGUAAUCCAUCGCAGCCUAUUACUUUGGCCCCAAAUUACCUCUUACACAAACGAAGCUUGUGAAGUGGUGGGGAAAAUCAGUUUUUACCAUUGCUGGGUUUCCAUAAAGAAUGAAAAAUGAGAGUGAGUGACUGAGUUCAUAAAGUCAGCCUCAGUAAAAACUUUAACCUAGAAAGCAAAUAGCCUUCAAUUCAGACUCAACUUCUCUGAUUUUCACAUCUUAGUCAUCACUACUAUCAUCGCCCAGUACAAAAAAAAUGGUCUCACUGAUGCAGAGCACUUUAUAAUGACAAGCACUCUCAGAUAUACCACCACUGACUUACACCAGUGGACUUCUCACUGGUCCCUGUAGUGUGGACACUGUCUUUCCAUGGGAACCAAUAGUUAUUUGCUUUAAUUUGCAACAGAAAAGCUUGUGGUGUAUAGUGACUGUUAGGGAAUGUUCUAUUUGGUCUUCCCCUGGCCUGUUUAAGUGAUAAAAGUGUCAUUAUUUAGCCUCUGAAGCUAGAGGGGAGAGAGCAAACAGGACUGUAUGACCCUCCGUCAAGAGCCUCCGUUCUUCAGAAGCUCAUUAAGGGCCUCCAGGACAGCACAUCAAUUGGCAGGGCCCUCUAGUUUCCUCUCGGCCUUUUUAAGCCUCUUUCCUCGGAUUCAGCCUCACUCAUCGGCCGACUAACAGCACAAAUGGACUCAGUUUAGAGCUGAAGAGGAGCAUGAAAGAUGUCGCGCUGUGAAGUGGCAUAGGCGACUUAUUAAAACAGCAGGAAAAGGCUCUUGGAUUUGAGCCAAAUAGGAUCUCACCCUGUCGUGCUCUGACCGGAUUUGGGGAAGUUUUUGGAUCCACUUUUUAAGAUGCUCUCCUGCUUUGGUCUCUGUGUCUGGUGAAUGAUUUUAGACAGUCCUGAAAGCUUUUGAUUGGCGUCAGCUCUCGCGCUUGACUGAAUCGCAGACCCAUAAAAGUGACAUAUUCUCUAUGAGACUGCAAUCGGGGGCUGAAUAUGGAGCUGCAAGGCCGCUUAGUGGACUCCACGUUAAUAAAUUUUGUCAGUGACAUGAAUCUGAUAGAGUUUCCACAAAAGUACACUUUGGGACCGAAACAGCAGGUGGAUAACAUCCCACCCAGUCCCAGCGACCAGACGCGGCUGAACGACUCGUCCUGGAGCAGGGGUUUGGAAAACGGCGUGCGCACCGCGGAGCUCCGCGCCGAGCAUCUGGUGAUGGGCCCGUCGAGGUACUACAGCCGCGGGGCCCACGGGCACACCAAGUCCAAACGGAGGAGGAUCAUCACCGUGGUCCAGCGACAGGCAGCCAACGUGCGAGAAAGAAAGAGGAUGUUUAGCCUGAACGAGGCGUUUGACGAACUGAGGAGGAAAGUUCCCACGUUCGCCUACGAGAAGAGACUGUCCCGCAUCGAGACACUCCGCCUGGCCAUCGUCUACAUCUCCUUCAUGACAGACCUGCUGGAGAACACCUGAGACAGGACAGUACAAUAUUAACUUUACUCCACGGAAACUGGACUAGACUGGGUUUAUUUCGGCGAGGACAACGACACAUGAGAAUGAACUGACAACCUGAUCCAAGAUGACAUUCAACAAUUAUCACCUUUAUCUCGAGUUUAUUGUUACAGCAAGAUUUUUUUAAACUUGCCAAGAAGACUUUCUCCAGAUAUUUCAUUUAAUAUAUAAUAAUAUAUGUGGCUUAUUGUUGCUUAAAAAUAAACCUAUAGCCUAUAGCAAUGUAUGUGUUCUUCGCACUCCAAUGCAAUGAAAGAAGAAAAAGCAUAAAAUUCAAUUCAGACUCAUUUUGACCAGAUUUAUAGGAAUACAGUGUCCGAUCAGUCCCUGACAGUUUUAUGACCUGGGUGCAAUGGAAGGCUGCAAACAGUAAAUACAACCUUCAAUAG